AGCUGAAUCAUCUCGAUAUUCUGGUUAUCAUCGAACUUUCAAAUGCAAUUUCGAUGAUAGUGUUGUUACAGACUUAAUAACAGGAGAUUUAAUAACAUUGAGUUACGUUCAAGGCACACAGGUUAAUCCUCGCAGCAUGCAGCAAGCAUUUUCAGGAGCUUUUCGAAGGAAUGCCGCCGACUCCAGCGGGAUUGAUCGUUAUUCUCGAUGGGACGAGUGCCCACAAUAUGGCGUCUCUCCUCGAAUUCAUGUACCGUGGAGAGGUACAUGUGUCCCAGGAAUCCCUCAGCUCCUUCCUCAAGGCAGCUGAAUGCCUUCAAGUUAAAGGUUUAUCGAUCAUUGAGCACGAAAAGCUGGCGGUGGCGCAAAGGCACGCUGCAGAAAGCAACACCUCCGCGGACGCAGAGAGCACUGGCGAUGUUACUGCUCUUCGUGGAGGCGGGGGUAGCGGAGGCGGUGGUAGUGGUAGCGUCGGGGGUAGCGUCGGUAGUGGUAGCGUCGGCAGUGGUAGCAUCGGUGGUACCAUCGGCAACGGGGGCGGUGGUAGUGGCGUCGGUGAUGUGAGCGACAUGAGCGAGGCGGUCAGGAAUAUUAUGAAGAGGACCCCCACACCAGCGCCGUCGCCCGCCCCGGAGUACAUCGUGCCCAAUAUGUACUCCACCUCUCCUUAUUGCGAGAGCCCGCCGAAGAGGGUGAUGAGAUCGCCGAGCGAUGUCGAUACGUUAGGAAGAGCGAGUGUGUUGCGCGACGGCCCUGCCUUCCGGCCGGCAUCCGCCCCGCAUCCAUUGUUGAAAAAUCACUUCUAUCAAUCGUUCACCCAUCCCCCUGAAACUCAUUCGCAUUCCCACACCGCGCCACAUACGCCUACGGAACUGGAACAGCAGCUGGAACGAGCGCGGUCCGAGGAACGCAGCAAUUGUGAUCUCAAGGAAAGCGUUGCCGAAGACCUUCGAAUAAAACAGGAGCCAGACCUUCGAAUAAAACAGGAGACCGAUCGAGAGAGGGCGGAGAAAUUGGCGGAGAGAUUGUCCAAGCGGGAUGACGAGGCUUAUCCCGGACGGGGGUUUGACGCGGGCUUGUACAGAUCGAACUCGGACCAUCUGGCUGGAGCACAGCUGGGUCCGACGAUGGUUCCGAUGCCGGCGGUUCAUCCGCCGACUCCCGAUCAAAGUCCCGCUGCGCCUCCCGCGCUCGCUAUGUGGAACACGAAGAUCAACAAGGCCAGCACUGUCUCUACUGUCGACGGCGGUAGGAAAUUAAAGUGUCCCUUCUGCGAGAGACUGUACGGCUACGAGACGAAUCUACGCGCUCACGUGCGGCAACGUCACCAGGGCAUCAGAGUGCCGUGUCCGUACUGCGCGCGAACGUUCACCAGGAACAACACCGUCAGACGGCAUAUUGCGCGAGAGCACAAAGCCGAGCUCAGCAUGAAGCAAGAAUUCCAGCAGUCCAAUCAUUCGGUCUCGGACACUGUGCUCUCCAACAUCUCGGACACUGUGCUCCAGUAACAAUGUCUUCGGCGUCGCUGUCAUUCUCGCCGUCGUCACCGCGGUCGCCGUCGUGGUCCACGUGCGGUGGUCCCGGAAGCAACAAUUCCGGUAACCACUUCGCCAGAAUCGACCGCGAGACUGGACCACGGUUAGAGCGUGGUACGAGACGAGAAGAGAGGCUGCAGUUAGGUACCUUCGUUUUCCCUUCGUCGUCGUCAGCGAACGCCGUCCCGAUUCCUCGUCGCGAGAGCGAUCUCUCCGCGUGCGCGUCUGGAAUCGUCGAGAAAUCAUAACGAGGGACACGACUAUGAAGAUUCGUAUGGGGCAAGAAAAAAUAUGAAGGAGGCACGGAACAACGAUGCGCACGACGUCUUGAGCACGCUCGCGAAAACGCUGCGAAUCACAAAGCUAGUCAAUGAAAGUGCAACGGUCAAGUAAGGAUUAUUAACUAGGAGCUUUUUAAACGAGAGAUGAGAGAUAGCGAGUGAAGGUAACGACCUGAGCAGCGAAUAUAUGGCGCAUAAACAUGUACACGCAGAGCCGUUAUAGCGCAGGCGACUGCGACGAGAGAACCAAUGCAAACUCAGGUAAACUUAAAUCGUGGCGCGAACGAGCGCCAGAAGAAAACGCUACCUUUUGAUAAUUCAACAUAGAUCGGAUUACUCGCCGUCGCAUUUUAAUCGUUAACGCCGUUAACCGGUUUACCUGUUUCUGGUACUACUAUCGCUGUUGAGAAGUCGAGCCUAUAGGAUCGCGACAUUCCGAUGUGCGAUACCUAUAUCCAACACAUUACGUUUACGCGCGCACCAGUGCCAAAGACAAGACGCUUUUUCUACUCUGGAGUAAUCACACAUUAAUUUUUCAGUUUCACCUUUUUAUACACUCGCGUACAACACGCACUCCACUAUUAAUAAAUAUAUAAUAAUCGCGCUAGGACCCACAUAUCCGAAAUCGCGCCAAGACGACACCCGACGAAGUACACAUCUUUUAUACAGUUACGAUUUUAUAUAACGUUUAUGAGAGAUUACUGCGAUUCUAGGGCGGACGACUGUCGUGCGAUUAGCCGUGGGAGAGUCACGCAGCUGUUCACGCAAAAAUACUUCUUGGCGAAUGCGUAUACCUAGCACGUCGACCGAGCAAUAAUCACGUUGAUACAUCAUUAUACUAUAAUUAUGUCGACAUUGAUUUUUCUGAAAAAAAAAAAAAAUGAUAAUAAAAAAAAACGGAACGCAUUCGCCACAGAAAUUUGUCGCAACGGCUGCGAUGCCUCGCGGCGAAACGAUCACUACCACUUUGUUACCUGUUUACAAUGUUUAAAAUGCGGACUUUUGUCCGGAGCAAUAGUCGCGUACCGUGAAUAUAGAGUAUAGCCAUCGAUCACACACGUGUGAUCUUAAACAGUGCGCGCGGUUACGCGCGAAAUAGUUGCUGUCCCGGUUGUAUGAGAUGUGAUCAAUGCAAUAGAUUUAUAUUACACAUUACCUAUAUGUAUAGAUAUAUAGAGAUAUACUCCUAGUCAGGAUGGCACCCACGAUAUUACUUGUUACAGUAUUUACACUUUAUACAGAUUAUCUGUCUUAUUUUUGUUCCAUUUACUUGUUCUCCCUUUCGUUUAUUAUUUUUUUUUGUUCUUUCGCAGAAAGUUUUUAAAUGGUUAUUCUCACAACGAUAUCCGCCUACCGUAAGUUAUCAGAGACAAUAGAGACGAUAUAGAGAAUUAUUUAGUAUUUAAAGCGCGUCGUGCGCGAGCUGGGGAUAUAAUAGUACACGAGAUAGAA
Atta colombica is the source of this 3268-nucleotide messenger RNA. RefSeq names its product protein abrupt-like (gene chinmo). Gene Ontology annotation, biological process: regulation of transcription by RNA polymerase II. Gene Ontology annotation, cellular component: nucleus. The coding region runs from base 171 to 1508 and encodes 445 amino acids. The transcript has 6 exons. The record is from RefSeq and is a predicted model, not a curated record. Gene Ontology annotation, molecular function: protein binding. Lineage: Eukaryota; Metazoa; Arthropoda; Insecta; Hymenoptera; Formicidae.